Molecule: messenger RNA, 1402 nt
Organism: Megalops cyprinoides (Indo-Pacific tarpon)
Lineage: Eukaryota; Metazoa; Chordata; Actinopteri; Elopiformes; Megalopidae
Product: protein BTG3
Exons: 5
Coding region: 218-1048 (276 amino acids)
Biological process (GO): negative regulation of cell population proliferation; negative regulation of mitotic cell cycle
Cellular component (GO): nucleus; cytoplasm
Source: RefSeq, a predicted model, not a curated record
ACGUUAAUCACUGACGGUAAUAGCACGUUUUCCCGCACCCGUUUUCAGACCCAGCAGCAGCAUAAUAACGUGGAUCAGUUAAACACACAGAACAAGGAAGCAGCGCGAGACGCUAGCUAGGCUAGCUGGCUAAUUCGUCCAAGCAAGCAAGUUAGGAGAGCCGGUCGUCAAGAAUACAGUUUUUUUCCGAGGCAACUGGAUAAUAGUGUAGACUGCAAUGAAGAGAGAGGUGAGAGCAGGUGUGGACUUCCUGAGACGUCUUGCCCAGGAGCGAGGUGGUGUGGAUGAGGCCAGAGCCAAGCAGUUUGCAGAGAAACUGCAAGAGUUACUUUGCGAGAAGUACGCCAAUCACUGGUACCCUGACAAUCCCAGCAAAGGGCAAGGUUUCAGGUGCAUCAGGAUGAACGGUGGGGCUCCCUGCGAUGAGUCUGUGCUGAAGGCAUGCAAGGACAGCAAGCUGAGGCCCUCUGAGCUGGGCCUGCCCCGUGAGAUCACGCUGUGGAUCGAUCCCCUGGAGGUGUGCGCUCGGUCGGGUGAGGGCUGUCGAUAUUUCACAGUGGCUCGUUUCAAAGGGCAGGAGGAGGAAGAGGAACCGGGAGACCAGGAGGGGCAGACAGUCACCACAGACUCAGGGAAUCAGGACACUUCCGACUAUCACUCUGCCAGUUCUUCUGACUGUGGAUCUGAAGUCUCCAGUGAUACUGAGGAGGAGCUGAAGGAGGGAGAGCUGGAGGAAGGAAAGAAAAAUGAGGAGAAAAAGGAGGCAGAGACAGAUGAGAGCAAACCCUUUGUGAUCGCCAUGAGACCAAGAAUUCGGGAGCCGAGAGAACCUCGCAAGAGCAAGAAAUCCCAGGCCCCCAAUCUCCAGUACUUCUACCAUCCGGCACCUGUGUGGCCCCAGUACAAGAAGAAGGGCCCUAUUUUUCUCACCACGGUAUGCCCCCCUCCCCCGACUCCAGUCCUGGGGUACUACGUCCUCCCCAAGCCGCCACCGCAGUUCAUUGUACCCCAGGCCACUCUGCAGCCUUGGGGGGCAGUGAAGGGCUAAGCUCUGGUAUGGGACAAGGAGGACAGACUGAUCCCGCCCUCACAAACUCUCUGCCAGUUGUCUGCAGGCUGUCACAACUUGUGAAGAGGUGAGGUGGACUGACACGGUGAAGGGGAAUUCCCUCAUGUUCAGAGGGAAUCAGCUGGUACGCCUGCCUUAGCACAUAGACAAUAUGCCAAUGUCCAGUUUUAAGUAGUGCAGUAGUUUUUUUUUUUUUUAACAAUAAUCAGUGCAGAAGUGCAACAGAUUAACAGACAAUCAGUCUUAUGUAGAACAGGAGCAAGUAUUUAGGUUGCUUGGUGGUUAAAUGCUGCGAUCUAAGGUUUUAAAGCUGUGCAUAGUUACUGAUACUGU